UAUUUAAACCGGACGAGAUCGCCGACGACGCCGCCCCUGGUGCUCCCCCCGCUGCUCUCGCACCGCUUCGUUGACUCCGGGCUCCACGGCGAGGAUGAGCGCCGCCGCCGGCAACUGCUCGGAUCCGGUCGCUCCCCCGGCGGCGAAGAAGGUGGAGCACCGGAUGGAGAUGUUCGGCGACGUGAGGAUCGACAACUACUACUGGCUCCGCGACGACUCCCGCUCCGAUCCCGACGUCCUCUCCCACCUCCAACGGGAGAACGCCUACGCCGAUUCGGCGAUGGCCGGGACCAAACAACUUGAAGACAAUCUUUUUGCUGAGAUAAGAGGACGUAUUAAGGAAGAUGACAUAUCUGCACCCACACGCAGAGGGCCUUACUACUAUUACAGUAGAUAUCUAGAGGGAAAGGAGUACAUCCAGCACUGUAGGCAGUUAAUUCCGGAUAGCGAGGCCCCUCCUUCUGUUUAUGAUAAGAUGCCAACUGGUCCUGAGAAAGUGACAACACAAUCAAAAAAGAAAUAUGUGAACAGCUUAAAAUCUCUGAUAAAUGAUACAGGGACCAAACAACUUGAAGACAAUCUUUUUGCUGAGAUAAGAGGACAUAUUAAGGAAGAUGACAUAUCUGCACCCACAUGCAGAGGGUCUUACUACUAUUAUGAUAGAUAUCUAGAGGGAAAGGAGUACAUUCAGCACUGUAGGCGGUUAAUACCGGAUAGCGAGGCCCCUCCUGUUUAUGAUAAGAUGCCAACUGGUCCUGAGGCUCCUCCUGAGCAGGUUAUCUUGGAUGAGAAUAUCAAGGCUCAAAAUCAUUCAUUCUAUCAUGUUGCUGCUUUUCAGGUUAAUCCAAGUAAUAAGUUGGUGGCAUAUGCAGAGGACACUAAGGGUGACGAGAAACAUACCGUUUAUGUAAUUGAUGCUGAUAAAGGAGCUACAGUAGGAAAACCUUUAAAAAAUGUGACAUCUUACCUGGAAUGGGCUGGUGAUGAUGCAUUAGUUUACAUCACAAUGGAUGAGAUCCUUCGCCCGGACAAGGUGUGGUUGCAUAGGUUGGGGACCGAACAAUCAGAUGACAUUUGCCUUUAUCAUGAGAAGGAUGAUAUCUUUUCUCUUGAUCUUGAAGUUUCUGAGAGCAAGAAGUUCUUGUUUGUUGCAUCUGAGAGCAAAAACACAACAUCUACUUUCUAUUUUAACGUUUCAAAGCCAGAAGAUGGUCUUCAGGUUCUGACUCCUCGCAUAUAUGGAGAGGAAACGCGCGUCAGCCAUCGGGGAAAUAAUUUUUUUAUUCGGAGGAGAAGUGACUUGUUUUACAAUUCGGAACUUUUGGCUUGCCCACUGGAUGAUGUGUCGAACACCACCGUUCUUAUCCCUCACAGGGAAAGUGUAAAAAUCACGGACAUGCAGCUUUUUGCUGAUCAUCUGGUUCUCUUUGAACGUGAAAACGGUUCACAAAAAGUUACUGUGUAUCGCCUUCCAGUUCUUGGGGAACCGCUGACACAGCUUCAAGGCGGUUGUUCUAUUGAUUUUGAUGAUCCAGUUUUUUCAGUGGAUCAAUCAGAGUCGCAGUUUUCGUCAAAUAUAUUAAGGUUCACUUAUAGCUCCAUGAGAACACCUCCUUCUGUUUAUGAUCAUGAUAUGGACACUGGCAUAUCUGUUGUGAAGAAAAUUGAAACAGUAUUAGGAGGUUUUGAUGAGUCAAAUUAUGUUAGCGAAAGAAAAUGGGCCACAGCUCCUGAUGGAACUCAGAUUCCAAUGUCAAUAGUCUACCGGAAGAAUAUGGUGAAACUCGAUGCAUCUGAUCCCUUGUUGCUUUAUGGAUAUGGUUCAUAUGAGAUUUGCAUUGAUCCGAGUUUCAAGGGAUCAAGGCUCUCAUUGUUGGAUCGGGGAUUCAUUUAUGUGAUUGCCCACAUUCGAGGGGGUGGAGAAAUGGGGAGGCCAUGGUAUGACAAUGGAAAAUUGUUGAAGAAGAAAAACACAUUCACAGAUUUUAUUGCUUGUGCUGAGUAUUUGAUAGAGAAAGGGUACUGUACAAAGGAAAAGCUGUGCAUUAAUGGGAGAAGCGCCGGGGGGCUCUUAAUGGGCGCUGUUCUGAACAUGAGACCAGAUUUGUUCAGGGCAGCAGUUGCUGGAGUACCUUUCCUGGAUGCUGUCACUACCAUGCUUGAUCCGACUAUACCUCUUACAACAUCAGAGUGGGAGGAAUGGGGUGACCCUCGGACAGAAGAGUACUACCACUACAUGAAGUCGUAUUCUCCAGUAGACAAUGUGAGGGCUCAAAACUAUCCACAUAUUCUUGUUACUGCUGGGUUAAACGAUUCACGAGUUUUAUACUCAGAACCUGCGAAGUUUGUUGCCAAAUUGAGGGAUCUAAAGACGGAUGAUAAUAUGCUAUUAUUCAAGUGUGAAAUGGGCGCCGGACAUUUUUCAAAGUCAGGGAGAUUCGAGAAGCUUCAAGAAGAAGCUUUCACGUACGCAUUUCUGCUGAAGGCUCUGAAUAUGAUUCCUACUCAUGUGUCUGCGUAGAUCUGAUGAGGUCAUCGCGUGCUACCUGGAACUACCUUUCCUCUGCAAUGUUGGCCGGAAAGAGCGCUUUGCGUUAUUCUGAAGGCUCGUCACCGAGCUCCAUGUCAAGAUUUUCUCUUGAAACUAUACAUCAUAAUUAUUUUCAGUGGAGAGGAUAAUUAGAGGAACCUACUUCGACCACUUUCAUUCGUUUCGAUGUGUUCGACUAGCUCUGCUAAAUCUCUUGCGAACACAAGAAUUCAGAUUCUGAAGAUUUUCAUUAUUAUCUUUGAUUAAUUCUUGAAAUAUUUAGAUGGUA
Eucalyptus grandis is the source of this 2819-nucleotide messenger RNA. RefSeq names its product dipeptidyl aminopeptidase BI. Lineage: Eukaryota; Viridiplantae; Streptophyta; Magnoliopsida; Myrtales; Myrtaceae. Gene Ontology annotation, biological process: proteolysis. Gene Ontology annotation, cellular component: cytosol. The record is from RefSeq and is a predicted model, not a curated record. Bases 95 to 2521 code for a protein of 808 amino acids. Gene Ontology annotation, molecular function: serine-type endopeptidase activity. The transcript is spliced from 11 exons.